Molecule: messenger RNA, 1462 nt
Organism: Suillus subalutaceus
Lineage: Eukaryota; Fungi; Basidiomycota; Agaricomycetes; Boletales; Suillaceae
Product: thiolase-like protein
Exons: 12
Coding region: 63-1400 (445 amino acids)
Molecular function (GO): acyltransferase activity, transferring groups other than amino-acyl groups
Source: RefSeq, a predicted model, not a curated record
GUGCAGUGACCCGUCUCCCAUCUUUCGUUCACACCUGACGCAUCGUGACGCAGCAAUUCAACAUGCCUCAGAAAAAGUUCCAGAGGACUUUCAUCGUCGGCUGUGGAUGCACGGCAUUCAUCAAGCCUAGAGGCCAGAGAACAACGGAGGAUAUGGGACUUGAAGCAGGCACAAAGGCGCUCCUCGAUGCUGGUAUCACAUAUGAUGCAGUGCAAACCGCAUUCGUGGGUCACUGCUACGGUGAUUCUACAAGUGGUCAACGAGCUCUUUACGGCCUUGGAAUGACCGGGAUUCCCAUCACCAACGUGAAUAAUAAUUGUUCGACUGGAAGUACCGCACUUUUCCAUGCAAACAAUGCUGUAAAGUCAGGCCUGGUCGACUGUGCCCUCGCGUUGGGCUUUGAGCGUAUGGCAGCGGGUAGUCUCGGAACCAACUUCCCCGACAGGCCACCACCCACUAUUUUGUUUGCUAAGCGGACCAUGGACCUUGAAAAGACCUUAACUUCUGGAACAAACUUUGGUCCAGGUGCCCCGCGAAUGUUUGGUAACGCAGGACAAGAAUAUAUGGACAAAUUCGGUGCCGAAGUCAAACAUUUGGCCAUGAUAGCCGCAAAGAAUCACGCACACUCCGUCAAGAACCCAUACUCACAGUUCCGUAACGGGUGGACGGUUGAACAAUUCAUGUGCAGUCCUACAUCGGAUGGUGCAGCCUGCUGUAUCGUCGCAUCAGAAGACUUUGUGCAUGCCCAUGGAUUGGAGAAUCAAUCCAUUGAAAUAGUUGCGCAAGGCCUUGAGACGGACGACCCUGCUGCGUAUGAUACUGAAAGCGCUAUGGAGGUCGCCGGUUACGGGAUGUCGAAACGAUGUGCAGACAAAGUAUUUAAAGACGCUGGCUUUGCCGACGGUGAAGGGCGUGACUUGGUUGGCGUGGUCGAGCUGCAUGACUGUUUUUCCGCAAAUGAACUCAUCACAUAUCCUGCCCUUGGACUUUGCGCCCUUGAUGAGGCCCAUAAGAUGGUUGAAAGGGGUGAUAACACGUACGGCGGCAAGUAUGUUGUAAACCCGAGCGGUGGUCUUGAAGCCAAAGGACACCCACUCGGGGCUACUGGUCUGGGUAUGCAUUUCUAUAUUGCAAUGGCAGGACCUAUGCAAGCACCUGGCUUAUUCGACAUUCCGGACAAGCGGGGAAAAUUUGGUCUUGUUCACAACAUUGGUAUUGGAGGUGCAGUCGUCGUCAGUCUACUCCGCAGGCCCGAGUUUUACAAAGCUGGGGGUAUCGACGGCCAGGCUAGGCUAGGAUACAAUCACGCUAUUGAAUGCCGGCCUGUUACGCUUGCAGAUGUCGACAAAGUUAAGUCAAAGAAAUCAUCGAAGUUUGUCCUUCAGCAUGCAAAACUUUGAAGAACACAUCAGCGUGAAGUUUAUGAUGUAUUUGCAUAUCUGUAGCUUUUUUGUGUUAUCAA